GGCGACGCUGCUGCGCCUAGCGGCCGACAACGAGCGUCGCCUGCGCGAGCUGCCGGCGGCGGCGGGGUGCUUCCGUGGGCCGCGCUCCACGGGUCAGCAACGGCUCCGCGCGCCCCGCCCCGGCCGGGGCACUGCUUUGGCCGCGCUCCUGCGGAGCGGCCCCUCCCCUCCCCUGAGCGCGGAGGGCGCCGCUCCUCUCCCGCGGGGUCUCCUAGUGCCCUUCUCUCCGCAGAACUGAUCUUCCUCCUAGCGGAGAAAUGGCGCCUGGACCCCCCAGCCCGCUACCAGGCGGCGGAGAUAUUCGACAGGUACCGCCGCGCGCGGGGGGCGGGCCCGCCUCGCCCCGCCCCCGUUGAAGCCCUCCGGAGCUUGAUUCUGCGCGUGAAGAACACGGCGGUCCUCGGCACCUCCCGGCGUUGUUGCCCGAGCGUUGGAAGAUUGUCUUAAGCUUUCUCCCCCUGCCCGCCGACCCCCACUGUGGUUAGGGAAAGCCCUACUUGCUCUCUGCUUCCCCUAUACAGCAGCUCUGGCCCUGGUGUGGGUCCCCCGCAGCUGAAAUCACAGGCACUCCCCUGCCCUCAUCUGGGCUGAGCCAGGGUGGUUUCUGUGGCAGGGGAGGGUGUGUAGGAGCAGGGGGAGGCCACUGGUGUCUUUCCCCCUACCACCCAAUCCAUUCCCCACUCCUUGUCAGGCAGCAAGAGCCCCAGCCUGGAGCCCUCCCCCAUACUGAAGGGGGCAUGGAGGGGAAGGAAAUCUGCCUUGGGUUCCAGUAAAUAGGGUAUACUCCUCAUUUUGCAAUGCUCAGCUGCAGGCUGUAGAAUAUUUUUCUCUCUGCCUUUUAACCGUCUCUGUACCUGUGAUUUCUAGUUGUAGAGUGUUCUUAAUCCACACACAAACAGUUUUUCUUUCCAUUAGCAAGAGGUAGUUGCUUCCUGAGAGCUGGGCUUUUCUUGCAGGUUUAUGAUUAAGCAGGUACAAGAGAUGUAUAAUUCCACUGAAGAGUCAGGGGAAAGCGGUGAACAAGGACGGAGCCACGGCUGGAAUUUUUUGAAAGCACAGAUGCACAACAUGUUUAUGCUGCGCCUUGUGUCUUGCAUCCAGCUUGCAAGCAAACUUUCCUUCCACUACAGUAUAGUUAACAAUAACACAGUUCUGAAAUUUCUGCAGUCUUUAGACUAUUCAUUCACUAAACAAGAAUUGCUGGAGUCAGAACUUGCCAUUUUGAAGGGUCUACACUUCCAGAUCAAUUUGCCAACUCCUUUGGCCUAUGUUGAGUUGCUCCUGGAAGUCUUGGGACAUAAUGGCUGCUUACUGUCUUUAAAACAAUUGCAUGAAAUGUGUGUGCAUCUGCUGGAUUUAACUUACCUCAUGCGCGAUGUUAUCUACAAUACAUUGCUAAAGACUUCUAUUGAAAAUUCGACGCCAAAUGAACUCCAGAUAGCAAAGUUUUUGUCAGUAAAAGAAGAUUUUAUGCUCUUGGCAGCUGGAAUUAUUGGAACAAGUGCUUUCAUACUAAACCCUGAACACUGGAAUCAGGUUGUGGAGCAUUUGAACUGUAUCACUGGCAUUACCUCACAAAGCGUUUUUGAAUUUUUAUAUGCAAUACUAAAGCACAGUCUUGGCACUACACCCACUGGAACCAAUGCAAGGAUGGAAUGAUGUUUUCAGUACUACACUACUUAACGGUAAACAUGGAUUUAUUUGGUUUUUUUUCAACAGCGUUCUCAAAGCCAGCAUGUUACUGGAAAGGAUCCAUCCUUUAUCAUACCAAACAAGGAACUUUAACUCCUUUCUGAUGAGCUAUAGUAGUUGUAUAACAGCCUCUGCAGACUAUCCCCUACCUCUCUUAUGGAGAGAGCAUAGCAGUGUCAUUUGGGACAAAAAAAAGGGUUUUCUUUUUCUUAAAGAAAAAACAGCAGCUAGAUUUUGUAAAUUUGCAGGCUUGGGUGUCCUUUGAAGAAGUUCACAACUUUGAUUGGAUUGCCAAGGCCACCCAUAGAAAAGACUCCACCAUGGUUUGGGAAUAUACAAAAUGCUCAUGAUAAAUCCCCUAAUAAAACCUUUGCAAACAAGGCUGUAUUUUCCUUCUGUAUAGUAGCUGUUGCAGAGUAACAGCUCUCAGCAUACUGCAGCAGGGGUUCUCAACCUCUGGCCUGCAGAGCAGUGUGAUCUGGCUCAGAGGGCUCUGGAAAUUAUUUGGGAAGGGUAGGGCAGAAGCAGUGGCAAUGAAUAGUGCUAGUACUCCCCUACUGCUGAAUUCUCAUGCCCCACAGGCCAGAUGAUAUGACUUUGUGCACAGGAUCCCACCAGCAUGCAAGAAACCAGGGCAGUGGGGCAACAAGGCUGAUCCAGUACGCAUGAAGGUAUGCAUAGGACCAGGGGGAGGGGCCAAAGCAUACCGAGGGACUAGUCAAGACCCAUCCCACACCAUGCAUAUGGCCUAGAGCCCCAAAAGGUUGGGCACUAUUGUUCUAGGAUCUUCAGUACUAGAUACCCCACUAAUCCAGUUAUCUGUCCCCACAGAAAAUUCAGGUAGCAGACACUGUUGAAGGAGAAGUGCAAGUCAAACACAGCACUGCAUGCCUUGAGAGGCAGAUGCAAACCUCAUUUGGGUUGGAGGUUGUUUGAUAUAUCCAUCUCAGUGCAGAGGAAUGUUAUGCUGCAGGUAGUGCUUUCAUUCAGUGAACACUCCUUGUCUAGAAUACAAACUUUUAUUACAGUGUUCAGUGCACCUUUGUGCAGUAACAGACUGCAAGAAAUACUGAAUAGAAACACUUAAAUAUUAUAGCAACAUUUUAAAUAGUAUCAAACCCUAGUAAAUUUGAAUGGCACCAAGUUAAGUGCGCAUCUGUAUCUGAUUUAAAGAAAAAAUAAAUAUGUUCAAGCUUUAAGGUGACCAGGCAAAGUGCCUAUGAGUUUUUCCCCACUGUAUUCUUAGUACUUCAUUUUCCUAAGAUACAAUUUGUUUAAAAGUUGCAAUGGUAUUAAAUAUCCACUUGUACAGUAAAAUAAGUUUUGACAUACAUAAAAGCACAAUAUACAUAAAAGCUAAAUAGCUACUUCAUGAACAGCUUAAUUUUAUUCUGUUCCGCUUAACAGCAUAACUUUACAUAUUGCUUUUCUACGUAUUACUUGUGGUAUGAAAUUUUAAAUAAAGUGUCUUGUGGAUUUUUGGUAUUGUAAA
Messenger RNA from Alligator mississippiensis (American alligator), 3184 nucleotides. It is a transcript of the gene CNTD1, whose product is annotated as cyclin N-terminal domain containing 1. The transcript is spliced from 5 exons. The record is from RefSeq and is a predicted model, not a curated record. Gene Ontology annotation, cellular component: site of double-strand break. The coding region runs from base 961 to 1659 and encodes 232 amino acids. NCBI's taxonomy places the organism in Eukaryota, Metazoa, Chordata, Crocodylia, Alligatoridae. Gene Ontology annotation, biological process: reciprocal meiotic recombination.